Daucus carota subsp. sativus is the source of this 2325-nucleotide messenger RNA. Its product is annotated as DEAD-box ATP-dependent RNA helicase 42. The record is from RefSeq and is a predicted model, not a curated record. Lineage: Eukaryota; Viridiplantae; Streptophyta; Magnoliopsida; Apiales; Apiaceae. The transcript has 3 exons. The coding region runs from base 181 to 1887 and encodes 568 amino acids.
AAAAUCCAAAUCUCAAAAUUUAUCGAGCACACAUAUGUACACGCACUAUAAAUAUAGUGGAUUACUCUGUUGGCUCUUGUAGAAGUUUGGAUUGUAUUUGGUGAGCAACCUUUCUCUCCCCUCUCCCUCUCUCUCUGUCUCUCUCUGCAGGUGAAUUAGGUUAAAGAAAUAGAAGAUCAAAUGGGUCGAACUGCUUCUUCAAAACACAAAUCUUCAAACAAGAAAAAAUCCAAACUUUCCUCUCAGACCCGAAGGAAGAAGACGAGUAAAAGAAAUAAAUCGAAGAGGGUUUAUAGCGAUGAUUCUGUUUCUUCGGAUUCUGAUGAGUCGUUGAGGUCUGUGUCUGUAUCGUUGUCUGAUAGUGAGGAUGGUGAUAUUGGCAGAAAGGGACGGUCUCGCGCGAGAGGUAAGGUGAAGGGUAGUAAGAAGAGGGUUCGAAGAAGCUCUUCUAGUGAUGAUAGCAGUGUAGAUGUUAAGGUGAGGAAACAUUCAAAAAGAAUUGGGGAUUCUAAGGUUAGGAAGAGAACACAUAAGAAGAAGAAGAAGAAGAUUAGGAGAAAAGUCAGUGUUAGUUCUUCGAGCAGUGAUUCGGGAAUUGUGAGGACUCGUCGUCAUGACAGUUCUAGUGGUACGGAGGAGAGUGAACAUGAGAGGAAGAGGGGAAGGUCUAGGAAGAGGAAAAGCGACAGAACAAGUUCAGGUAAACUUGGAUCUAAAAAGAGUAGAUUGAGGUCUAGGAGUUAUUCUUCAGGCAGCCGUUAUAGUAAUAACAGUGAUGAUGUGAUUAAGGAUAAUGUGGCAAGUGAGAUUGAUCAGAACAGGGAAAUAGUUGCGAGUGAGAUUUUGCCAAGGCGUUUAAAAUCAAUUAUUACUGUUGUACGACCACAAUAUGAAGAAGAAGCAAGUGGACAGGAUAAGGAUGAAAACAAAGAAGAGAUUUUUUACGAUCAGGAUGAUUACCCUUCCUGCAGAAGCAAUGACAGUAACGAUGGGGGUAAGAGGGACUUGGCACACAAAUCUUACGAUGGAUCUGAGAAGGAAAGAGCUGAAGAUAUGGUGGGACAAGAAGAUUUUUCUUAUGAACUUGUAGCAAAUGAGUCUAAAUUAAGUAGCAUAGAUAGGAUUGAUCAAUCUUAUAGAGCGUCAAUAGAACAUCCCGGUAAUAAAAAUGAGAUUGAUACAUCUACUCCCAUUGGAGGAUUUGGCAGUGAGGAUCUAGAGACAAUCUUGAGGCAAAAGGCUCUAGAGAAUCUUAUGAGGUUUCGAGGUCCUCAGAAAAAUGCAAAACCGACAUCUUAUCACGAAUAUGAGACCGAGAGAAAUGUUAAAUCAUUCGCUGCAAAGGCUGAUGAUGUUCAAAACAAGUCAUCUAAGCAGGAUCCCACGAUUGGAGUUGGUGAAACUGGAGGAAAGAAUCAGCAGAAUAGGCAGACACUGAGGACAAAUUCGUCUCGUUUUGUGCAGACUGAGGAUAUGAAGGUGGAUGGAAGAGAAAUUGAAAUUGAAAUUAGCACAGCCAAACCGAUGGAACAACCGCCAGAAAGUAGCCUGGAGAAACUGCCACAAUCACCUGUGUCUGCAAAUGUACGGGGAACGUCUGUUAUACACAAGAGUGCCGCUGAAAAGGCUGAAACUGUAGCCGGGAGUAUUGUUAAUAAUGAGAAUGUAGGAGCUAAUGAUGCCUCUCAUGUGGUUCCAGAAUCUUCUUGUAGUAAACCAAUAUCUGAUGAACAUAACUCUAAACAAUGCCAAGAAGAAUCCAAAGGCAACUCAUUUGAACAGAAAACUAUGUCUGUGAUGAGAGGUGGUGAAAUGGUGCAGGUGAGCUACAAGGUCUACAUUCCAAAUAAAGCCCCUGCUCUAGCUAGAAGGAAACUCCAGCGAUGACUAAUAUGCUUCUGGUGGUAACGGGCACCAUUUUUGUAUACAUGUGAUUCUAUCCCAGUAUAGACAGGACAGAAGCUGUCAUUGGCCUUUUGCUGUCCCCAUGAAGAUAGAUAAAUCUAUCUGUACAAACUGAAAGCUGCUCGUAGGGAAGUUCUGAAGUAGGGUAUGUCAAAAACAUGGAGAAAAUGGAAAAAUACGCGGCUCUUGCUUUGCAAAUAAUAAAAUGUAUUAAGAUUAUUCGGGAAAUACAAUAUACAAUUUUGCUUACCCAUUCCCCAAGCAGUUGUUUUGCUCCAUUUCAAUGUUGUUAACUUGAGCCGCAGUUGGAUAUUAUGCUAUACGAAGUAACCCUCUAGUAUAGAAUUCUUUGUUAAGCAAUUUUAACAGCAUGUAGCAUAUGGCAUGUAGGUUUUAUAUGGAUGUAUCUUUUAUCAAACA